Xenopus tropicalis (tropical clawed frog) is the source of this 4023-nucleotide messenger RNA. RefSeq lists its product as uncharacterized. The record is from RefSeq and is a predicted model, not a curated record. NCBI's taxonomy places the organism in Eukaryota, Metazoa, Chordata, Amphibia, Anura, Pipidae. The coding region runs from base 80 to 1885 and encodes 601 amino acids. The transcript is spliced from 13 exons.
CUUCUGUGGAACGCAUACUACACACGUGCAUGCGGCUCACAGAGAGACUUCUACGUCAUCACGCUGUUGCCGCAAGAAAAUGUCUACAUCACGAUCCAACUCAUUGGAGUUUACACAAGCUCGAAAGAAUGUACACAGAUCCUUUGGAGACAGGCAUCUUUCAUUUGACCCAGCAAUUCAAGCCAACACUCUGCAAAAAGAAGAUGCUUUAAAUGAUUUCCCAUCUCAAGCGUCAUACAAGAGAACUGCAGGAAAUGAGCAAAAGCUUGAGCAACUUCAAAAAGAAAAUGUCAAACUGAAGCAAGAACUUGAAGACUUAAGACACCAACAUAACCAGCUGCUAGAGGAGAGUAAGUACGAAUGUUUCGAUGAACGACGUGUCAAUCUUUUGAAAGCUCAGGUGAUACAGUUGGAAAGGCAGGUGAUGUUGCUGACUGAAGGACUGAAUUCUAGAGCUUCUCUGUUGCUUGAAGUAGAUAAUUCUCUACAGCCAAUUCUGGAAAAGUUACGAUGUUUGCUCGCCAGUGAAAAUCAUUCAGCAGAUGUACCAGUCAGUCGAGCUGAAUUAAUAAGAAUGAUUGAAAUAUGCAAAGCCACGAGUGACAAACUACACCAGAAUCAUCAGGCAACUAGUGUUGAUAAUCUUGCACUAAUGUGGAUACUGUCUGAGAAACAAGCAACAAAAAGCACAGUGACCCUCUUGGACCUUUGCUUUGGAAAGCUGGAGAAUCUUAAUCUACUUUAUGUGAGUGCACUUGAGGGAAAACUCUGCACACUAUUCAGACAGUUACAUGCUACAAAGGAGACACUGAGCCUUAUUCUAUCCCCUGGAAAAGAGGUUCCGGAUUCAGCUUACCAUAUACUGCCAAAAGUGAUCUAUGCUCGCUUAAUGAAUCAUUUGACAGUGUGUAGUCAGUAUGUGGAGGACUGUUCCAAAGAUUUACUAACAAUGACUCUGAUUGUGCCAUCUGCACCAUGGGCAAAAAUGGCACCUGUAGUGAGCCAUGAAUUUACUGUGGAGAAUGUACUGGCAGCUCUGCCUGCCCUACCCAAGGGUGCGCCCCAGCAACGGGCAAAGCGAGCAGCAGAAGCACUUGUGAAAGCUGCAAGUUAUUCCAGAUUAAUGGCACUGCAACAGAUACAUGCAUUGGAAGCAGAACUUGAUUUUCACCGAAGUAUUUACAGCCUGCAGGUUCAGUAUACUGAGGCUCUAUUUCAAGGGAUUAAACAAGCCUACCACAGUUUUCAAGAAAAUGUUGCUUCUGUUGUUUGUUGUCCAUUAAAAGAAGUUCUUACUUCAUAUGCAGAACUUAAAAGUGAAGCAUCUGAAACAGCUUUGAGAAAUUUCUUGACAAUUUUCAAAAGCAACGUGGAACAAAUUCAAGAUGCAGUUGACACUUUGACUCCAUCAAAGACUCAGCAGCAUGAAGGUGAUGAGGCCCUUUCAAAAUUAGGCAAAGACUUCUUCCUUGCGUUGGAGCAAUCGCUCAAAACCUGCGGAGAACAAAGAGAUAAAUCUGCUUAUGAGAUAAAAAAGCUAAAAGAUGAGCUGGAUCAGUCCCUAGAAACGCUAAAUAACCUGAGGAAGGAACGGAAAGAACGAGGAGGUUCUUCCAAAAACUCUGUAAAGUCUGAAGCAGGAAGUGAUGAAAAAGCAAAAAUGACUUCAGCUGAUCAAGAGGAGAAAUCAGAUGUUCUUGCCGAGAAUGUUGAGCACAGAAGCAAACAUAGCCAGCCAGUUGCCUCUAGUAAGGAAACGCAACUGUGUAAACAUGAGUCUUUGCAGAUAAAGCAAGGUUCUGGGAAAGAGCAUAACCAAAGAAGUAAAAGUCUUCAGAGAAGUAAGAGUGUUAAAUAUCCAGCACGUCCUCCCUGGCAAGACUGAAUCAAAUGCAGUAUAAAUGAUAUGCAUUAGCACAACGUAAUCAGAAUAUUAGCAAGCAGGAAUACAUCUAUUAAGAGAAAAUACAUUUUCAAUGAGGCUUUCUUCUUCAGGAUCCAAGAGGCCUUUUGUUAAAAUGUCAGUUCAUGUAUGAAAAUCUAUAGAGAGCCUGUUUAGUAUUCUUUUUGUUUCAGUUUACAUUUCACAGCAAAUAGUUACCAGAUUAACUAACUAGUUUUUAAUUAACUUGAAAACCAAGUCAACUGCAGAUGAUUGUACUUCAGACAAGAACCCCUUUGCAUCUCACCUUUACUAUAAUUUCAUUCAUUCUGAAUUUCAUAGAAAAAACUAAAAGAAAGCCAAGGUGAUUACACCAAUACAACGUGCUGUUAGUGUGAUUUAUGUCAUAGUACUGGAUAGCUAUUAGUGUAAGAAUUACUCCUAUUAAAGAGCAAAGGAAGGAGUUUAGAGACAAACAUGAAACCCAGAAUCCUUUUGUUCUUAACACAUCCAAACCCAUUAUAAAGGCAUUUAAAAAUCCCAGCUGUCAAUCAUAUAUUGCCUUUUACUUUUACUUUCCAUUCAGCACUCACUUUCCCUCCUCCUUCCUCAUCUAAUUGUGUAUCCUGUGCAUGGACAUGUGCAUUAGGUCCCCCAUUCUGGCACAUAAACAAUAUAUUGAGGUGCUACAAAGCUUGCCUUAAUAACAGUGCCGACAAAAUGGCACCUGCCUGCUGGCUGUGAUUGUAUAAUUACAAGACUGAAGGAAAUACGAUUUAUAUUAUUUAUAUAGUGUAAGUGAAGUUUAUUUUGCCUGACAAACACAAUAGAGAAGAAUUUGAAAUUAUAUUUGGGUGACAGGUUCCCUUUAAAGUGGAGUUAGAGGUGCCAGCUAAUGAUAAAAAAAACAAAAAACAUCUCCAGACCUAAUGUUUUUGCACUUUAAUAUCAACAGUAGUGAGGUUAUAGGUUUGAAUUAUAUUGAAAUAAUUGAUAAACUGACAAUCUGUUUUCUAUAAGCUAAAUAGUUGGACUUCAUAAAAAAAUAGUAUAUUCAGUAUUCAGUAAUAGAAAAUAGUAAAUUAUUUUUCUAUCUGUAUCUAUUUUUGGUUAAACACAGUAAAAAAAAAAAAAAAGUAUAAGUAUUUCUAUUCUUGUGUUUAAAGUAUAUCUUUGAAUGAAUGUAAAUCAAGAGUUUGAAAUGUAAUUAAUUUCCAUCAUGGUUAACAGUAAAGGAGAUGUGUGAUUGGUGUGCAUGUGUGUAUAUGCAUAAAUGUUACCAUUUAUAUUUAUAUAUAUAUACAGGUUUUGAGCUUCUUCUCCGGCAAGCCUCGGGUCCCAUGCCUUCCAUAUAUGUGUUUUAUACCUUUAUUUAUUAUUGUGUGUGCAUAUGUGUACAUAUACUGUGAACAUAAUAAAAUAUUUGUUCUCAUUAUCCAAAUAGAGAUGAGUUUUGAUGCCUAGUAUAGUCUCAGCCAAGGGGUAUAUGUGCCACAAAUACUUCACUCACAUCCACACCAGGAAGUAAAUACAAUAACUUGACUUGGAAACUAGAACCUAUAUGGUAAACAGUCAGAAUAAACCAAACAGUAUAGCAGAAUAUUUUGUUUACUCAAAGCUAAAGUCAAAUAUAUACUUACAAAUAUAUGGGUAAGCUUUAUAAAUUGACCCUGAACUAAUGUGAACCUUUGUACUUUGCCUUUACAGCAACUAUAUAAAGCCAUGUUAAUACAGUUCUUUGUUCUUAAUAAGUUUCUUAAGUUCCCAUCUCCUGGGCCCUGAUGGGAAUGAAACUGACCAAAGUUAGGCUGGAAGGGGAGCUGUUAAGCCAGCUCGGCUCUUUGCAGUGUGAUAUUUGUAACUAUACCUGUGCUUCCUAUUGCUACUGAUAAGCACAGUAAACAAUAGGAGCUCAACGUUCUUCCCCCAAAAAGGAGGUGUUUACUCAAGGAACAUUACUGUACCCUUCAGGGAACUUGCGGGGACUUGUCACAAGCCAAGCACCUGUGUAGUAGUUUUGGAGUUUAUUAUAUUUGUAAUUGAAAACUGUUUAAUCAUUUUGUUAUACAAGUAUUAACAGUAUGAAAAUAUUUGGGUAAUCUUUAUUCAUAAAUUUUAAUAAAAUUAAAUUUAUUUCUGUU